CCCGUUGCACCUAAGAAUCCCCUCAUCUGUUUUCUAGUCAUAGGUUUGGGAAUGUUGAGGAUAGCUUCAACUCUACUAGGGCUUCUCUGGUUUUUCUGCUGCUUCUGAUACAGAAACCAGUGACCAGCAAAACCAUCUCGCACGUGUUCCUUUUUGGGGUUUUUUGUUUUGUUUUGGUUUUUUUUGGGGGGGGAGAUCUGUGUUUUCAAAUGUCUGAUUGCAUAAGGGCCUUGAAUGCUGUAUUGUAGUGAUCUUAAAUGAAGGGCAGCAGUCAUGCAACUGAGUUGCAAUAGGUUUAACCCAGUCAACUCAGUGCCUUAAAAUAUUUUGAGGAAAGGAUUCCUUAGGGUGAUAUCUUUUAUUGAAGCAAUUGCAUAGUUGGGAUAGUGUUAGACAAGCUUUCGAAUGCAGGACAUUCUUCUUCAGGUGGCAUGUUUUGGAAAUAAUAUAAAUGCUAUCUUUUGUGGUUUAAAACAACCUGAAACUAUUGGGAGACUCUGAUUGGAUGUAGCUUAUCCACAUCCUCUCCCUAUUGGGUUUUAUUUUACUUGUCUUUGAAGCUUCUAGUGUUGACCACGGUUUCAUUCAAGAUACCAAAUCACCUGGUUCACAAGUCUGAUCUAGUGUGGCAAUUCCUGUAACUUGUCUGAAUGCUAUUUCUAGUGCAACUGCUUAAUUUGAAGGCUUGUGAAGCUAUGAUUUCAGUAUAAAUCCCAUCAGCUUUGCCAUUCAUUCAGCUUACCCAUCUUUUCACUCCCUCUUGUUCAGGUUCAAGAGCGGUUUGUGGCUCAUGGAAAUGACAGACUCAAGCUGAUUGUAUUACUGUGUAGUGAGGAUGAUGAGACGGUCCAGAAAGCAGCUGCGGGAGCUUUGGCCAUGCUGACAGCAGCACAGAAGAAACUCUGCUAUAAAAUGACUCAAGUGACAAUUCAGUGGCUGGAAAUCCUGCAGAGGCUCUGCUUGCAGGACAGUGUGGAUGUUCAGCACCGUGGGCUGGUUGUUGCUUACAACCUAAUCAGCGCUGACAAAGAACUCGCCAAAAAGUUGGUAGAGAGUGAGCUCCUGGAGAUCCUGACAGUCGUUGGCAAACAAAAAGAUGACCCCAAAAUACAGCAUGCUCUUGACGCAGCUCGUGAGUGCCUUGUGAAGUGCAUGGACUAUGGGCUGAUCAAACCGCUGUCACGGGCAUGAGGACAUCAUUGUCUAUUGAGAAACGGCAAGGAAAGGGAGGCCACCAGGAGGUCUGGAAGUCUUCCAGAUCUGCAUAAGGACACUCAGUCCCAUGGCCAAGGCUUUACUGAGCACUGGCUUUGUGUGUUUUGUCCUGAAAGAAGGUAAAACUUAAUGAUAUCUAGGUACUGCAAAUACCUUCAGUGCCAGGAUGCAGCAAAUUUCCACUGAAAGAAGCAAUAUGGGAAGCACAUUGAACAGCUGCUGCUUCAGGAAGUCUCAAAAAGGAUAAAGAGAA
This is a messenger RNA of Alligator mississippiensis (American alligator), 1468 nucleotides long. RefSeq names its product protein unc-45 homolog B-like. The transcript has 2 exons. Lineage: Eukaryota; Metazoa; Chordata; Crocodylia; Alligatoridae. The coding region runs from base 877 to 1191 and encodes 104 amino acids. Gene Ontology annotation, molecular function: Hsp90 protein binding. The record is from RefSeq and is a predicted model, not a curated record.